Molecule: messenger RNA, 1416 nt
Organism: Papaver somniferum (opium poppy)
Lineage: Eukaryota; Viridiplantae; Streptophyta; Magnoliopsida; Ranunculales; Papaveraceae
Exons: 9
Coding region: 131-1063 (310 amino acids)
Source: RefSeq, a predicted model, not a curated record
CCUUGGGUCCAAAAGAUGACCCAUAGGCGCCAUAAGGCUGCAUCUCAGAGUGCAAGUGAAGCGAGACUGGAACCUCAAAUUUUCAUCAGAAGAUGAUAAAGUGGCUAUUUUGUAAUUAGUUUUCACUCCCAUGAGUAAAGCAAACAAACCAAAUCAACUUUACUCUCUCUCUCUCUUCUCCAUCAGAAGCAGAAUAUGCAAGGAUCUCUUCUUCUCUUUGAAAUAUAUGAUGGGCAGCUGCUGCAGAUUAGAAAGUCGGUCUUUUACCAACUCAUCAAUUCCUCAUCCUUCAACAGCAAAUCCAAUUAAUAAAGGUUUUUAUGUGGAAGGAAUAGCAGGAGCAACUUAUCAAGUAUCACUAACACCAGCAGCAGCAUCAACUCUCACUUCUCAUACUGUCAGGAGGGGUGCAGUAAGAACUAGAGUAUCUAAAUCGGACUCGCCGAGACUAAAUUCCAAGAUUGCAAAUUUAUCUGCUACAAGGAAGGAAAGAGUCAAGUUACCAAAGAUUAAUUAUGAUGAGGAGAAGGUGGAUGAAAGGAGGUUGUACACGAUCAGUGAAUUUCUUAGCCAUCCAUCCGGAGUUGAGGCCAUAUUGAACACGAAUGCAAUGCAGAACUUCGAGUCCUUGGAUGCUAACACUUACAGAUGUGCUUUGCCUGGAAUUCAACUUUUGAACUUUGAUGUAUCCCCUGUGUUGGAUCUGCGAGUAAUCCCAACAACUGAAGAUUGUAUUGUUGAGAUGUUAUCUUGCAAGUUUGAGGGUUCACAAGUCACCAGAAGCCUCAACGAUCAUUUUUCAGCAUCCAUGAAGAAUCAUAUAACAUGGGAUGAUGCAAGUGCUUCAGAACCAUAUUUGUAUAUUGAUGUUCAAGUGGAAAUCUCUCUUGAGAUUUACACACAGCCAUUUACUAUGCUGCCGACAUCAGCUGUUGAAAAGCCUGGAAAUUUGGUUGUGCAAACUUUGGUUGAUAGGCUCGUUCCACUGCUCCUCCAGCAGCUACUUCAAGAUUACGAGAAAUGGGUUCAAGAUCGGAAACAAUGUUCAAAAAUUUCCUCCUAAAUCUGAAGGUGGUCUUCCCUUGCACCUUCAAAACUGAGAUUUGUUUAGGGCCUCAAGAGAUCACAUUGAUUCAACUUCAGUAGAGUGGUAACUCCUUGGACUGAAUAAGUCUGAUGCAAUUCGCGUAUCUUCUGCGAGUGCAACUGAAGAAGGUGCAGGAUGUACUACGACAAAUAUAAAGCCAUGGCUCUCUGCUCUGUAUGUUAGAAACUUAUAGCCACAAAAGCCUGAAUAAUGCUCUGUAUAUUACAAACUUAUAGCCACAAAUGCCUGAAUAAUGUCUGUAUUAUACUGUAUUUGACACAGAUCAUCCCCUCAAGUUUGCAAUGAAGGAAUAACAUCUUUAUUUUACA